CCCACACUCCACACCCUUACUAAACCUAAACCCUUACUAAACCCUCUUCACCCCUGCGAAAGUAAACCCUCUUCCUCUCUGCGAAAGGGUUGGCUUCAUCGCACGCCAAAACCUAAACCCUCUUUCUCUCUGCUAAUGGGAAUCGGAAGUUGCAUUAUUCGCCUGGACAAUUUCCCUCUUCCCUUCCUCUCCCGUUCCCCUUCCUUCUCUUCCUCCUCUUCUCGCUUUAAAGCACCAAAAGCAACCUUCCAGAUCCGCUUCUUUCCCCUUUCCACAAUCUAUGGCAAAAGAAAAUCAAUUUUCUGUUCCAACGAACACCGUCACGUGUCUUCCACCGCCGCUGCAGCGGCUGUUGCUGCUCCUGCUCUCGCUGCUGACACUGCGACCAAAGUUGGAAAACGAACAGACAUAAAAAAAAUUCUGAUCCUUGGAGCUGGACCAAUCGUCAUUGGUCAAGCAUGCGAGUUCGAUUACAGUGGAACGCAAGCAUGCAAGGCUCUCAAAGAAGAAGGGUAUGAAGUUAUUCUAAUAAAUUCAAAUCCUGCUACUAUAAUGACUGAUCCUGAUAUGGCUGAUAGGACCUAUAUUACCCCUAUGACUCCUGAAUUAGUUGAGCAGGUUCUCGAAGCGGAGCGUCCCGACGCCCUGCUUCCCACCAUGGGUGGCCAAACUGCCCUCAACCUGGCUGUGGCUCUCUCUGAGAGCGGCGCCUUGGAGAAAUACGGUGUGGAAUUGAUUGGGGCCAAGCUGGAGGCUAUUAAGAAGGCCGAAGAUAGGGAUUUGUUUAAGCAGGCUAUGAAGGAUAUAGGGAUUAAGACUCCGCCUUCCGGGAUAGGAACCACCAUUAGGGAGUGCAUGGAAAUUGCCAAUGAGAUUGGCGAGUUUCCAUUGAUUGUUAGGCCUGCCUUUACGUUAGGUGGAACGGGUGGUGGGAUUGCUUACAAUAGAGAAGAGUUUGAGGAGAUUUGUAAGGCUGGGAUUGCUGCUAGUUUAACCAGUCAAGUUUUGAUUGAGAAGUCCUUGUUGGGGUGGAAGGAGUAUGAGCUUGAGGUUAUGAGGGAUUUGGCUGACAAUGUGGUUAUUAUAUGUUCCAUUGAGAAUAUUGAUCCCAUGGGAGUUCAUACCGGAGACUCAAUUACUGUUGCACCUGCACAGACUCUUACCGAUAAGGAGUAUCAGCGCCUUCGAGAUUACUCCAUUGCUAUAAUUAGAGAGAUUGGGGUGGAAUGUGGGGGAUCCAAUGUGCAGUUUGCUGUCAACCCUGUGAACAGUGAGGUGAUGGUGAUCGAGAUGAAUCCGAGAGUCUCAAGGUCCUCGGCCCUGGCAUCAAAGGCUACCGGAUUUCCAAUAGCAAAAAUAGCAGCAAAAUUGUCUGUAGGCUAUUCACUGGAUCAAAUUCCAAAUGAUAUAACAAAAAAGACUCCGGCUAGUUUUGAGCCCUCGAUAGAUUAUGUGGUUACAAAGAUUCCUCGGUUUGCUUUUGAGAAGUUCCCUGGUUCAAAGCCAAUAUUGACAAAGCAGAUGAAGUCUGUUGGUGAGGCAAUGGCUAUAGGGAGAACCUUCCAAGAGUCCUUUCAAAAAGCUGUCCGCUCACUGGAACACGGAUACCCUGGAUGGGGUUGUUCGAAAGUGAAAGAGUUGGACUAUGACUGGGAACAAUUGAAGUACAGUCUUCGAGUUCCUAACCCUGAACGCAUCCAUGCCAUAUAUGCUGCAAUGAAAAAAGGCAUGAGCAUUGAUGAAAUUUUCGAGUUGAGUUACAUUGACAAAUGGUUUCUUACUCAGCUCAAGGAGCUAGUUGAUGUGGAAAAUUUCUUGAUGUCCCACUAUUUGUUUGAUUUGACGAAUGUUAAUUUUCAUGAGGUUAAGAAAAGAGGGUUUAGUGAUAAACAGAUAGCAUUUGCAACUAAAUCUGCUGAAAAGGAAGUUCGGUGCAGGCGAUUGUCUCUGGGUGUUACUCCAGCAUAUAAGCGAGUUGAUACCUGUGCUGCAGAAUUUGAAGCUAAUACUCCUUAUAUGUAUUCCUCUUAUGAUUUUGAGUGCGAGUCUGCUCCCACUAAAAGAAAGAAGGUUUUAAUUUUGGGUGGUGGACCAAAUAGAAUUGGCCAAGGGAUUGAGUUUGACUAUUGUUGCUGUCAUGCAUCCUUUGCUCUUCAGGAUGCAGGAUAUGAGACAAUCAUGGUGAAUUCAAAUCCUGAGACAGUCUCUACAGAUUAUGACACCAGUGAUCGUCUAUACUUUGAACCCUUGACCGUUGAAGAUGUUUUGAACAUUAUUGAAUUGGAAAGACCUGAUGGUAUCAUUGUGCAAUUUGGAGGUCAAACACCAUUGAAAUUGUCUCUCUCCAUACAACAAUACCUGGAUGAACACAAGCCAGCAUGUGCCAGUGGACUUGGUCAUGUACGUAUAUGGGGAACAUCCCCUGAUUCCAUAGAUGCCGCUGAGGACAGAGAAAGGUUUAAUGUGAUGCUCAAUGAAUUAAAGAUUGAACAGCCAAAAGGAGGAAUUGCCAGGAGUGAAAAAGAUGCACUCGCCAUUGCGGCAGAGAUUGGAUACCCAGUUGUUGUUCGCCCUUCCUAUGUUCUGGGAGGUCGAGCAAUGGAGAUUGUUUAUAGUGAUGAUAAACUUGUGACUUAUCUUGAAACUGCUGUUGAGGUGGAUCCAGAGCGCCCUGUAUUAAUUGACAAGUAUUUAUCUGAUGCCAUUGAGAUUGACGUUGAUGCACUGGCUGACUCACAUGGCAAUGUGGUCAUUGGUGGGAUAAUGGAGCACAUUGAACAGGCUGGGGUACAUUCUGGUGACUCUGCCUGCUCUAUUCCCACAAGAACUGUUCCGUCUUCUUGCUUGGAGACAAUCAGGUCAUGGACUGAAAAAUUGGCGAAACGACUGGGUGUCUGUGGGCUCAUGAAUUGUCAGUAUGCAAUUAAUAAUUCAGAGGAGGUAUUUUUGCUUGAGGCCAACCCUCGAGCUUCUCGCACUGUUCCAUUUGUAUCAAAAGCAAUAGGUCAUCCGUUGGCUAAAUACACUUCCCUUGUCAUGUCUGGAAAGUCUCUCUAUGAUAUACAGUUUACAAAAGAGGUCAUUCCUAAAUAUGUGUCCGUUAAGGAAGCUGUUCUUCCCUUUUCGAAAUUCGCAGGCUGUGAUGUGCUUCUAAGUCCUGAGAUGCGAAGUACUGGUGAGGUCAUGGGUAUUGACUCUCUGUAUAAUACUGCAUUUGCUAAGGCUCAAAUUGCUGCUGGCCAGAAGUUACCAACUUCUGGAAUUGUGUUUCUUAGCUUAAAUGAUUUAACAAAGCGUCACCUUGAGAAGAUUGCAAAGACCUUCGUCGAGGCUGGUUUUAAGAUUGUUGCUACUUCUGGAACAGCUCAUGCUCUUAAAUCAGCUAAUAUCCAAACUGAGCGAGUGCUGAAGAUGCAUGAAGGUAGGCCUCAUGCUGGUGACAUGAUUGCCAAUGGAGACAUUCAGCUAAUGGUGAUAACGAGUUCUGGUGAUGCACUUGAUCAGAUAGAUGGUUUAGCUCUGAGAAGAAUGGCUUUGGAUUACAAGGUUCCUAUUGUCACAACGGUUAACGGCGCUAUUGCAACUGCUGAAGCAAUAAAGAGUUUGAAAUCCAAUUCUAUCAAAAUGAUUGCUCUACAAGACUUCGUUGAGUGUAAAGAGUCAGAAUAGUUUUGCAGCAACCUCUUUCUCUCCUAAGUGGCUAUGUGAUAUAUACUAGUUGAGCAGGUUCUUGAAGCGAAGCACCCUGACCCUCUGCUUCCCACCAUGGGUGGCCAAACCACCCUUAACCUCGUUGUGAAGCUCUCUGAGAGCAGUGCUUGGAGAAAAACGGUGUGGAAUUGAUUCGGCGAAGCUGGAGACUAUUAAGAAGGUUGAGGAUAAGGAUUUGUUUAAGCAGACUAUGAAGAACAUAGGGAUUAAGACCCUGCUUUCUGGGAUAGGAACCAUCAUUAGGGAGUGUAUGGAAAUUGCUAAUGAGAUUGGCGAGUUUUCGCUGAUCAUUAGGCCUGGCCUGCUUUUAUGUUCGGUGGAACAGGUGGUGUGAUUGCUUAGAAUAGGAAAGAGUUUGAGGAGAUUUGCAAGGUUGGAAUUGCUGCUAGUUUGACAAGUCAGGUUUUGAUUGAGAAGUCCUCGUUGAGGUGAAAGGGGUAUGAGCUUGAGUUUAUAAGGGACUUGGCUAACAAUGUGGUUAUUAUAUGUUCCAUUGAGAAUAUUGAUCCCAUGGGAGUUCAUACCGGUGAUUCAAUCACUGUUACACCAGCACAGACCCUUAUCGAUAAGGAGUAUCAGCGCAAUCGAGAUUACUCCAUUGCUAUAACUAGAGAGAUUGGGGUGGAAUGUGGGGGAUCCAAUGUGCAGUUUGCUAUCAACCCUAUAAAUGGUGAGGUGAUGGUGAUCGAGAUGAAUCCGAGAGUCUCAAGGUCCUUGGCCCUGGCGUCGAAGGCUACUGGAUUUUUGAUAGCAAAAAUGGCAACAAAGUUGUCUGUAGGGUAUUCACUGGAUCAAAUCCCAAAUAAUACAACAAAAAAGGACAUUGCUGAUUAUGAGCCCCCCAUAGAUUAUGUGGUUAUAAAGAUUCCUCGGUUUUCUUUUGAUAAAUUUCCUGGUUCAAAAUCAAUAUUGACAACAGAGAUGAAGUCUGUUGGUAGGCAAUGGCUAUAUGGAGAAUCUUCCAAGAGUCCUUUCAAAAAGUUGUCCUGUCACUGGAACACG
This is a messenger RNA of Arachis duranensis, 4713 nucleotides long. Its product is annotated as carbamoyl-phosphate synthase large chain, chloroplastic-like. The coding region runs from base 136 to 3669 and encodes 1177 amino acids. The record is from RefSeq and is a predicted model, not a curated record. Gene Ontology annotation, cellular component: cytoplasm. NCBI's taxonomy places the organism in Eukaryota, Viridiplantae, Streptophyta, Magnoliopsida, Fabales, Fabaceae. The transcript is spliced from 5 exons. Gene Ontology annotation, biological process: L-glutamine metabolic process. Gene Ontology annotation, molecular function: metal ion binding; ATP binding.